UUACAGUGUAAAUUCACACCCAUUUAUUCCUUCAAAACGCUGACAGUUCUAUCGUGAAGAUGUACCGUUUGGAAAGUUUAACUUUGAUCCUCAGUUUAUUUGUCUGUGUUGUGUAUACUGAGUCCCAAUCAGUGUGUAAUCUGGAAAAUAUAAAAGAUUGUUGUAGUAAUGAAGCUAAAAUGAAUGCAAAACUGUAUAUACAGAAUGAAUCACCGGAAGCUGAUUUUGAAAAAGUCAUGGGUUAUUACAAUGAUCUGUGUCGUUAUCGAACAUUGAAUGAACAAGCAACAUAUAUUAAAAAUGAAUAUGAAAAGCUAGAAAGUGCAGAUUUAAGGCAGUUGUUUGCAGUAACACCAAGACCGCUGAGAAAACCUCAAACUCCACCUACAAAUCCACCUAAAAAGUCACCACCACCACCACCACUACCUAAACCAAAGCCAUAAUUGUGUCCAGAACAACAGAAAAUGAAAGUUUUUUAAACAUUUCCGACAAUAAAAUACAGAUGUA
Messenger RNA from Heterobilharzia americana, 507 nucleotides. Lineage: Eukaryota; Metazoa; Platyhelminthes; Trematoda; Strigeidida; Schistosomatidae. The record is from the annotation of a GenBank genome assembly.